Eufriesea mexicana is the source of this 1250-nucleotide messenger RNA. RefSeq names its product fatty acid-binding protein 12. Gene Ontology annotation, molecular function: lipid binding. The record is from RefSeq and is a predicted model, not a curated record. NCBI's taxonomy places the organism in Eukaryota, Metazoa, Arthropoda, Insecta, Hymenoptera, Apidae. The coding region runs from base 191 to 598 and encodes 135 amino acids. The transcript has 5 exons.
UCAUGAGAACUGUGAAAUUGAUGACGAAGUUCAUAGAAAUAAUGCAAAAUAGUUAAUUAAAAAUAAGAUUGAUCGUACUAGUGAAUAUUAAACGUGUUCUACUUCAUACGUACCAACGAACUCGACGAGAAAGCAUCCCGAACGAACACCAAACGCAUCGUCUCCGGAAUAUUACCGACAGAGAAGCGAAAUGACAUCGAUCGUCGGCACUUAUCAACAUGAAAGCAAUGAAAACCUCGAUGAGUAUUUCAAAGCCGUGGGUGUACCAUACAUUCCACGGAAAAUGAUGUGCAUGUCCAGUCCACGACUGGAAAUAUCGAACGAUGGAGAUAAAUGGACCAUUCGUACCAUUACGAUGAUUCGUACGGCAGAAGCGACGUUUAUACUCAACGAAGAAUAUGAAGAACAUAUGCCUACCGGAGUCGUAUUGAAAAAUGUAACUACAAUGGAGGGAGACAAUCUAGUAACAGUUUCAGUUGGUCCAGAUAACAACAAAGUCAUACGGAAACACGAACUUACACAGGAUGGUUUAGUUUUGACAAUGACCCACGAAAAGAGUGGCCAAGUAGCGAAGCGCUAUUUUAAGCGUCUUUCAUAAACCUUACUUAUAUUUUGGACGAGAAAUUGUUUUUAUCUUAUUUCACACGGAUUACGUUAACUACUGAUAAUUAAGUACUUAAUUACUUAUAUAUUUGUAGUGUAAGGAUAACUCGUCGACCAUACAAUUUAAAAGCACAUUUUAAACAGCGAAAAACUAUCAUAUGACAAUUGUAAGCUAUAUGAAAAAUGCUACAAUUUCCAGAAGAAAAAAGUCGCGGAACAAUCAGAAACAUUCCUACUGUCAUUUACAGCAUGCGCCCCGCCUACUUUUAUUGCGUGUCACGUGUUGCUAGUAUACAAAAACAUGGAUAAACAAAAAUUAUAUUACGAAUUAAAAAUAAACAACUAAGAUGUCAAGCACAAAUGAUUUCAAAUUGUAUUGUAAUUAAAGCUAUCGAAACAUUUUGUUGCGUAUAAAAAUAUAAUAGAAAACAAAACUGCUGAAAGUGUACAGUUUACAAGACCUAUAUUGAUGCCGGCCGCCAUAGACGCUAUCAACGAAUAAACACGUUUUAUGUCCACCCACGCACUGACAUGCUGCAAUAUCAUUCAUUUAAAAAGUACAUUCACUUACCUCUGGUUGAGGCAGUGUAGAGUCACAUUGAUGAUUUCACCGACAAUCUCAUUUUCGUACAACUUAAACCAGCUCA